AUGGAUUCGAAUGGAAAUGAUGAAUUUUUAACAUUUAAACCUGUCUGUGCCGAUCCCGUCAAAGCAGUUCUCGACAAAAUUUCCAAUUCUCGUUACGCCAAUCAAUUUCCCAAUCCCAAGGACGAACUUCGUUUUGCUACCAUGCUUGCCGACAAGUCUCAUCUAUUACAGACCUACCUUAAUAAGGAUUGGGUUGAAAUCAUUCCUACCACUCAUUCUCACAAACAACAAAUCAUGAUCCAACCAAAUUCUUCAGAAACUUCUCCAAGAGCAUCCAAUCCACAUUCUCAGAAUCAUUCACAUCAGCAAAAUUCCAUGAGUGGCAGUAAUACAAGUAAUAAUUUAGAUGCAACAGCAGCAAGUUCUUCCUCUCCAUUGCAUAAUGAAUUGAUGCAUUCAACUCCAACACCCUCUCAUGGAACUGUUGGUAGUUCCGUAUUCAGCGGAGAAGAAUGUUCACAUCAUUCGUUGACACAAUUGAAUCAUCAUGAAAUGAAUAGUAGUGGAGGAAGAAUUAGAAAUCGAACUACAGUCACGAGUUCUAGUACAAUGACCACCACGAAUAAUGUUUCAUUUCAUCCAGUGAUCAUGAAUGAAAGUAGUAAUAAUAAUAAUAAUAAUCAAAUGAACAACACCUCAGUACCACAACGUAGUCCACAUGCAUUUGAUGAAGAUCAUCAAGAUCAUGAAGAAGAGGAUGAAGACAAUGAACACGAUAAUCAUCAUGAGGAUGCUGACGAGGAAGAUACUGAAUCCACCGAUGGAUCAGAAUCGGAAGAAGAUGAAGAAACAGAAGAAGAAAAACAAGUCAUGAAUGAAUUUAUUGAAGAGCAAAAGAAACAAUUAUUGAAAGGAAAGGUUGACAUUAAAUUGAUCAUUGUCGAUCAGGAACGAGAUCAAAAAUUGAAAAGCUCUGCUCGAAAAUUACUCUCGCCCAUUCUCUCGAAAUUUAGCUCAUCCAUUUCUAGUUUUGGAAUGUUUCACAGUUCGAUUUUGAUUGGAAAUUGGAUUCUCGAAUGGAAUGACAGUGCAUUGUGUGUACCGAGAAGAACUCUUUCAAAAGCUGCGUUAUUUUGUGCAGAUUUGGAACCAAUUACCACUUUGGAAGAUUUAGAUGUCGUCAUUAACAAACUUGCGGAUGUUAUUGUGGAAUGGAAUACAACUAAAAAGUACAAACCCAUGGGUGGAAAUCGAUGUAUCUAUGGAAAUUGUCAAGAUUUUUGUGAAGCAGUUCUCGCAAGAAUUGGAGUUGAUUUUCGCAUCAAGAAUCCAUACGUGAGACAUUUCUUUGAACAAUUGAAGAAGAAAGGUUCCACAGAUUUGAAACUAUAUUUCCAAAAGGAGGAAGCUGAAGUACCAAAUUCUUUUGCCAACAAAUUCAAAUUGUUGAGUGCAAGCGGUGGUAGUAAUUCAAUCAAAUUUGCCACUCAUGAACAAUUGGAUCAAUUUGUGUUACGAUGUUUAAGAAUUGACCCAGAAAUGAAAACGAAUUAUCCAGAUGUGUGGAGCUUACUGAAAGGUUUUGAUCGAGCUUUUUGGCUUCGACAUUUGGCAUGGGAAGAAAUGAAAGAAAAGAAACGAAGAGAACUUGUUUCUGUCGAAAGAAAUUUAUUCAAAAUUUCACAGCUAAGACGUGCUAAAAAGUUAACCGAUGAAGACGUCUUGACAGAGAAUCGAUUAUUUGAGAGAGCUAACGAAAUUAAGAAGGAAUUUGAGAGGAUUGAGAAGGAAGGAAAACCAGUGCGCCCAUUUAUGGGAAAGCAGCUAGACGAAAGGAAGGAACUUGUGGAAGUGGAUUUGUGUCCAUUCUCUAAUCCUUUAACAACUUAUUCGAUCAGAUUGUAUCACUAA
This is a messenger RNA of Naegleria lovaniensis, 1851 nucleotides long. RefSeq lists its product as uncharacterized. The record is from RefSeq and is a predicted model, not a curated record. NCBI's taxonomy places the organism in Eukaryota, Heterolobosea, Eutetramitea, Acrasida, Naegleriidae. Bases 1 to 1851 code for a protein of 616 amino acids. The transcript is spliced from 2 exons.